This is a messenger RNA of Oryza sativa Japonica Group (Japanese rice), 1920 nucleotides long. The record is from RefSeq and is a predicted model, not a curated record. Lineage: Eukaryota; Viridiplantae; Streptophyta; Magnoliopsida; Poales; Poaceae.
ACCUCCUCUCUCUCUCUCUCUCUCUCUCUCUCUCUCUCUCUCUCUCUCUCAUAUAUUUUGUUGCGUGGCAUGAUGUGCGGGUGAGGCAUUUUGUCGAGCGGUUGGAGAGCACGACGUGAGGUGAUGAGAUGGUCGGCGUCGGGCGUUACGUCGAUCUGCUGUCGCGGUGCGGCGGCGACGCGCGCGCGGUCGCGCGGAUCCAGGCGGCGCUGGUCACGUCGGGGUGGCUGCGGCGGAGUGCCGACCUCCACAACGCGCUCAUCCGGGCGCUCGCGGGGUCCGCGCGCCCGCACCUCGCGCUCCCGCUCUACGCGCACCUCCUCCGCGCGGGCCACCACCCCACCCCGCACACCCUCCCCUCCCUCCUCAAGUCGCUCGCGCUCUCCCCCGCCGUCCCCGGCGCGCGGGGCCUCGCGCUCGCCGUCCACGCCCACGCCGUCAAGCUCGGCCUCGCGGGGUUCCUCCUCGUGAGCAACGCGCUCAUCCGCGUCCACGCGGGCAUCCUCGGCCGGCUCUCCGACGCCCUCGUGCUGCUUCGCACCGCGGCUUCCGUCGACGCCUCCACGUUCAACACGCUCAUCACGGCCUACGCGAGGGCCGGCCGGGUCACCGACGCCCGCGCGCUGUUCGACGAAAUGCCUGCGAGGAAUGCUGUGUCGUGGAGCGCCAUGGUGAAUGGCUACGUGCAGGCUGGGGACGGGAGGGAGGCGCUGGGGUUGUUCGCACGGAUGCAGGCCGAUGGUGUCCGCCCGGAUGACACGGUCCUUGUCGGUGUGCUCGCGGCAUGCGCGCAGCUUGGCGUGCUGGAGCAGGGCAAAUGGGUACAUGGUUACCUCAAGGCAAAUAACAUUAGGAUCACCGUGUUUUUGGGCACUGCAUUAGUUGACAUGUAUGCCAAAUGUGGUGAGAUGCAGCUCGCCAUGGAGGUGUUCAAGGUGAUGAAGGAAAAGAAUGUGCUGGCUUGGACCACUAUGAUAAAAGGCCUGGCAAUGCAUGGUCGAGGAUCGGAGGCAUUGGAGUUAUUCUCCCAGAUGGAGAGAUUAGGUGUGAAGCCAGAUGACAUUGCCUUCAUUGGUGCAUUGUGCGCAUGCACACACACUGGGUUGGUUGACAAGGGGCGGGAGCUUUUUGAUUCUAUGGUGAGGAAGUAUGGUAUCAAACCGAAGAUCGAGCAUUAUGGAUGCAUGGUGGACCUUCUGGCACGAAAUGGCUUGCUCAACGAAGCCAGAGAGAUGGUUGAGAAAAUGCCCAUGAAACCUGAUGCCUUGAUCUGGGGUGCUUUGAUGGCUGGCUGUAGGUUUCAUAAGAAUGUUGAGUUGGCUGAGUAUGUUGUCAAGCAUUGGAUUGAACUGGAGCCUGAUAAAAGUGGCGCUUAUGUGCUUCUGGGUAACAUAUAUGCUGCCUCUGGUAGGCAUGCUUCUGCAAGGGAAAUUAGGCACCUAAUGCGUGAGAAGGGAGUUGAUAAGACACCAGGAUGCAGCACUGUGGAGAUUAAAGGAGUUAUUCACCAAUUCAUUGUUGGAGAUCUGUCCCAUCCUUUUAUAGAAGAGAUUUUGUCUAAAUGGGAUGAGAUUGAUAGUAGGAUAAGGUUGGAGGAAGGUUAUGUGCCUGAUAAGAAGGAAGUUCUGCUUGAUAUUGAAGAAGAAGAGAAGGAAAAUGCACUCAGCCGUCAUAGUGAGAAGAUGGCAAUUGCAUUUGCUUUGAUUAACACAAGUGAUGAUAUGCCCAUUCGGAUAGUCAAGAACCUCAGAGUUUGCCAUGAUUGCCAUCAUGUCACCAAACUUAUAUCUAAAGUAUAUGGUAGAGAAAUUAUUGUUAGAGAUCGAACACGAUUCCAUUUGUUCAAAGAUGGCAGUUGUUCGUGCAAGGACUAUUGGUAGUAAUUAACAGAUCUGUAGAAUAACAUCAGUACUUGAUUCA